Toxoplasma gondii ME49 is the source of this 402-nucleotide messenger RNA. RefSeq lists its product as hypothetical. The transcript is spliced from 2 exons. Lineage: Eukaryota; Apicomplexa; Conoidasida; Eucoccidiorida; Sarcocystidae. The coding region runs from base 1 to 402 and encodes 133 amino acids. The record is from RefSeq and is a predicted model, not a curated record.
AUGUUUGUAGAAGAAGUUAUCAUCGUGUGCCGUUCGUUCUGUUCACUCUCCAGAAGCGGCUGUGUGCAUGCAGUGUCCCCUGCAGACGCGGUCGUGCUACAACUGUUAAGUUUGCGUGUGGAGCGUCUCGUUCGACGUGUGUCUCUUCUUUGUGCGACUGGUUUUCGCAGCAGCGUUUUGUCUGAAAACUUUGGCAAAGUCAACGAAUCGAAAUCUCUCCAGAGCGCUCUCAACGAGCAGGUUCCGGGGACUUUGGAACGCGCGUGUCUCUCCGCACUCUGUAAAAAAGCCGUGAGCCGCUACUCGUUGCGGCGUUUGCAUGUUGCUGCCUGUGCACGAGCCUUUCCGUCGAAUGCUAUAACCUGUCACCGCCUGAGCCUCCGAAGGAUCCCUCUCCGGUAA